UAAAUAACAUAUUUGUGUUAAUAUAUGUAUAUAGAUUCGAUAUUUGAUUUGUGAUAUUAUUUUUAAUUUGUUUGGUUGAUCACUGGAAGUAUGGAUAUUUCUGUUCAGAAGUGUGGUGAGGUCACCACUUGCUUAAAAGAGCGAAAAAGAGAGUAUUUCCUCAAUUGCAUAUUUUGUGACGGAAUGUUUGUAACUUUAGAUAAAUUCGGAAAACAUUUGGAAUACGUACAUUUGCAUUCGUCAGAUGGAUAUGAUCAGGAAUUGUUAGAGGAUUAUAAAAUAAAAGAAGAAAUAAUUUCUCCGAUGGACGCUGAUCCGGAAGAGAAAAAUGUUAUUAUUAAUAUAGAAGUUCAGGGAAUUUCACAAGGGAAAACUGAAGAAAUAGAAAAUAUAAUUGGAAUUCAGGAAAAUGUCACAGACUUAUUUGAAUUGAGGGAAAAUCACGUAAACUGCAAAUAUGAAGUAAACUAUAACGAUAUUUACGAACAAACUGACGAUCAAUUAAGCGACACUGAAAAACACUGGCCGAGCGACCCGUUGAAAAUGUUUGAUAAGGAAACCAUGAAGACGAUAUUUUCAAAUUUUGAGAAUCAUUCUAUAUUGUGGGACAGAGAAGAUCCAACAUCAAAAAACAUUCAUUUACGUUCGAUUGCAUAUAAAAGUUUAGCAUCAGAUGUAGGAAAGUUAAGUCAGUGGAAGAAAGUAAGAGAUUUGAUUCGAAAACUUAACUACCGGCUUAGACAUGAGAUCCAGAGAAAACGAAAUUCCAUGGCAUUGGAUGAGGACUAUAUUCCCCCGUGGUUAAACGACAUUGACACUUUUCUCAGAAUUAGGAAGGAGAACAAGAAACCUGUCGUACCUCCAAGUAUACUCACAGAACCACAACGAAAAGCAUUUAUAAAAUGCUAUAAGGGAUUUACAUGUCUUUGGAAUGAAAUUGAUAUUGAUUAUCGAUUACCAAAUAAGCGAGAAGAAGCAAUGAUUGAAAUAGAAAAUUUGCUCCGAAAUCACGACAUUUUUCUGACACAAUCGCAAAUAGAGCAGGAAAUUGCUCGAAUGAGGAAAAUUUGUUGGCAAGAGAAAAAAAGAAAGCUAAAAUGUGAAGAAUUAAAUAAUCCAUACGUACCUCAUUAUGCCACCUAUGAACACAUCCGUUUCCUUGAAAUAGAUGUUGGUCCAUUUAGGUGUGAUAUAUGUAAUGAUAUCCUUCCUGGACUCAAUAAAUACAAAAUGCAUAUAUCCAAACAUGAUGGAAUAAAACCUUUCACCUGUCCUCUAUGCGGUAAUAGCUUUACUACUGUACAUAGCUUAAAUAUUCAUAUGAAUCGACACACGGGAGAUUACAAAUAUAUGUGUAAAUAUUGUGAGAAAAGUUUUCCUGCUUUAUCAGAGUUAAAUGUUCAUGAACGUAGUCAUACCGGAGAAAGGCCAUACUUUUGUGAUCAAUGUGGAAAAACAUUUCGUGUAUGGGUAUAUUAUGAUUCACAUUUAAGGCGCCAUCAAAAUCGACCGGGGUAUAAAUGCAACAUUUGCUCGAAAGAUUUCUUUGGCGCCCAUCAUUUAAAUGAGCACAUGAGUAUUCAUCGCAAAGAACGAGAUCAAGUGUGUAAUGUAUGUGGGAAGGCUUUUAAAAUGGCAAAAUACCUUAGGCAACACAAACAAAUUCAUUCUGCUAAUAAAAGAUACAUUUGCAAAAUUUGUCAUAAAGCCUUUGCCCAAUAUGCCGGCCUAAGCGGACAUAUGAAAACUCAUGGUACCACUCUUGUAGGCCAUAAUAACAGAAUUAACACUACUGGAGAUGAUAGCAAAGAAAUGUUAUAGUAAGUGGUAUUAGAUAUCUAAAUACAGUAUGACAUAUUUGAAAAAAGUAUAAUAAACGUAUUUAAAAUCA
This is a messenger RNA of Bactrocera latifrons, 1891 nucleotides long. Its product is annotated as zinc finger protein 20-like. Bases 91 to 1821 code for a protein of 576 amino acids. The transcript has 5 exons. The record is from RefSeq and is a predicted model, not a curated record. Gene Ontology annotation, molecular function: RNA polymerase II cis-regulatory region sequence-specific DNA binding; DNA-binding transcription factor activity, RNA polymerase II-specific. Gene Ontology annotation, biological process: regulation of transcription by RNA polymerase II. Lineage: Eukaryota; Metazoa; Arthropoda; Insecta; Diptera; Tephritidae.